GGAAAAACACACGAUUUCAGUAGCACUCUCCCAGUAUUAUUACAGUGUAUUUUUGGUGUCCGAUAUUUCGGGCCUGCUCUGCAAAAAGCGGAAUCAGAGUACAAUCGUAAUCCCGAUAUUGCCGGUCAGUAAAAAUAUCCAAUUCAGAGUUCGUUCGAACAACACAACGCGCUCUCCGGUCCUUCCAUAUUCGCUAUCUUUUCAAUUUGUUUCCGUCUUUUUUUCCCCUCCACUUUAUGAUCUCUGAUAUAUAGGAAGAGGCUGCCUUGCCUUUUAAGACCGUGUUUGGGUCCUUCUGCUUCACUGCUUCUACUAUUGACUUCACUUUUUAUGGCUCAACAACAACAACAACAACAAUCCCCUCAUAAACCAAUUGAAGAAAUGAUGAGGAAUCUUAAGGUUGAUCCUUCUCUAGAACUCUCCGAAUCUAAUACGGUCCUUUCAAAGGAUGGGAGCCCAUCAGAUGCAACGUCGUGUAUUUCUUCGGCAGGAGAUGCUACUGGGAGUGUCAAAGAAGAUGAUGUGCUCGAUCAUGAUUCCCUGACUACAGAUCGGGCCUUGCCGUAUCCAGCUGAGAACUACUUCUACGGAUAUUACUAUCCAGUAGCUUUUUUACCAGGUUAUGAUGCUACUUUUGGAGGAGGGUCUAAUGACCAACUAUACUAUGUGGCUGGUGAUGGAACAGAACUUCAAUACCCUGUUAUGCAGGCAGAUAAUGGGUCUUUGAUCCACUUCAUUCCAGGGAUACACCAUAAUUACAGCUCUUACAGCGCUUACAUGCCUGUAAGCAUGAUUGGUGUUGAUGGACAAUUUGUUGCUCAAUCACCAUAUUCACCAAGCUCCAUGUUCCAACCAUCCAUUCCUUCCCCUGGAUAUAUUCCAACUCCUGUUCCCUAUGGAGAGUUUUUACCACACCUAUGGGACCCAUCUGUUUUUGCUGGGGAUGGAACAUUAGGGAAUUAUGGCCACAGCGGAGUUCUGGAAAUUCCUAGAACUAAACCUAACAGGUCUUCACCUAGUAACCCUCGUGGUCCUGUACCAAAAAAGGCACUGCCUUCUGACUUAAGCAAAUCGUUAGAAACUAAGACUUCCCUUCCAGCACUGGAUGUCUCAUCUGUUCAUGGCAUGCGUAACCAGUUAAAAUUACCUGGCAAGGCUUCACAGCAUGUCUCUUCAUUCCAGUCAGAUGUACUGGGCAAAGGGUAUUUUCCAUUUUCAAAGUUUCCAUCUUAUAAUCCAAGGAAGGGUGCCAUGCUCUAUCCGAAUAACACUAUUAAGGCAAAUGCAAGGGGUUGGGGAAGCAAUGAAAAACUGAAAACAAGAAGCAAGACCAAUGGCAUCAAUGAUGCAUUGCUUAAUGAGCAGAAUCAUGGUCCCAGGACAACCAGUGCAAAAGGUUCUGUGGCAUUUGGAGGUACUGCUGCUGAAUCUUUGGCUCCUGAUGGGAACGGAAACAGUAACAGCAUAACUUCAGUUAUUAGCAGGGAUCAAUAUAACCUUCCUGACUUUCCAACCAACUACGAUCAUGCAUUUUUCUUUGUCAUCAAAUCUUAUAUUGAAGAUGAUAUUCAUAAAAGCAUCAAGUACAAUGUGUGGGCCAGUACUCCUAAUGGAAAUAAGAGGCUGGACAGUGCAUAUCUAGAUUCGCAACAGAAGAUAGCACAGAAAGGCUGCAGUUGCCCUGUGUUUCUUUUCUUUUCGGUAAAUGCAAGUGGCCAGUUCUGUGGAAUUGCAGAAAUGAUUGGUCGUGUUGAUUUCAAUAAAAACAUGGAUUUCUGGCAACAGGAGAAGUGGAAUGGUUAUUUCCCAGUCAAGUGGCAUAUCAUUAAAGAUAUUCCAAACCCCCAACUACGACAUAUAAUACUUGAAAAUAAUGAGAACAAGCCGGUAACAAAUAGCAGAGACACACAGGAGGUAAAAUUUCCUCAAGGUAUUGAAAUUCUGAACAUAUUCAAGAACUAUGUUUCAAAGACAUCAAUAUUGGAUGACUUCGAUUUUUAUGAAAGUUGCCAGAAGGCGAUGCAUGUGAGAAGACCAAGGUCAUUGAUAUCCCAUUUUGAUCACAAACAGCAGAAAACAAAUGAAUUGAUCACUGGUUUUCAGUCGAUAGAUAUAUCUGCUACAAAAAACAAGGUGGACUCUCGGGUUGGAGAAAACACAAUAGAGUGACAGCAGUUGAAUUCGGAGCUGUGGAAAUACAGCCAUUGCUGCUGAUGCAAAAGCCACCUGAAUGGGGAACGUUCAGGGGAAAGAAAAAAAAAAAAAAACGAAGAUCCUCUGUUGUGAGGUACUGGGAGUAAAAUUUUUUCAAGGAGGGGAUGCCUUGGCGACACUCGAAGUGGUUCCUUGUCUGUAUCAUAUGAGAAAGCCCAUCCCCCUACUAACAUUGGGGUAUCAUGUAGUUUUCUUUUUUUGUUUUUUUUUCCUUU
This is a messenger RNA of Populus euphratica (Euphrates poplar), 2429 nucleotides long. RefSeq lists its product as uncharacterized. Gene Ontology annotation, biological process: mRNA destabilization. The transcript has 10 exons. Lineage: Eukaryota; Viridiplantae; Streptophyta; Magnoliopsida; Malpighiales; Salicaceae. The coding region runs from base 331 to 2169 and encodes 612 amino acids. Gene Ontology annotation, molecular function: mRNA binding. The record is from RefSeq and is a predicted model, not a curated record. Gene Ontology annotation, cellular component: cytoplasm.